Rattus norvegicus (Norway rat) is the source of this 805-nucleotide messenger RNA. It is a transcript of the gene C8h3orf86, whose product is annotated as similar to human chromosome 3 open reading frame 86. The record is from RefSeq and is a predicted model, not a curated record. Lineage: Eukaryota; Metazoa; Chordata; Mammalia; Rodentia; Muridae.
CAGAGAGGCCCAGAGAAGUGGUGUGUGGUCCCCAGGAGGAAUCAGGCAUGGCCAGGAUGGAAUGCUUUACAUAACAAAGACCAGGUUGCUAGGAACACCCAGCUUCUAACACUAUUCCUACUCUGUGAAGCUAUCUGUACAGACUCACCACCCAACAACCUUCCAAUAUUCCUGCAGAUGGUGAUGGGGAGCCCACCAGAGAAGACCACUCAGACAUGCUUUAUAGCCAACUAUAUGUCUAGGAGUCAGCUUGAACAGGAGAAGAAGUUCCUAGAUUCUUUUGUCUGGGUAAACGAGAUCACUGGAGAAACCACCUUUCCUCCAGGGGAGGGGACUACACCUGCAGCCUCUGGAGAGAAGCGUCCGGCAAGGUCGAGGUCUCCGCGAGGGAACAUACCCUGCUCGGUGGCUGCUCACAGACCCGCUUCCCCAGUGAACCCCGAGGCUGUGGGCAGAGGCCCCGGGACAGGAAGCUUGCUUCUACCCGACCUGGGCAUGCCCCGUGUCCUGUCCCCACCAGGGAGCGCUCUGCCGACGCAGGACCACCUGGGAGUGUCCCCUCCACUGGCCCGGGUGUUUCCAGCUAGCCCCUCUCCGCCCUGGGCCCUGUCCUGCAAGCUAAGGAACGUGCUGACAGGAAACAACCGGUUUUCCUUUUGAGCUAGGGAGUGCCAAGGGAGCGGUCGCCCAUCUACACUUGCAGUGCCCUCUGAAGGUCCCAUCAGCCGCACCCCCAGAAGAACAAGUUUACAGGAAUCGGCAAAACGCUUUCAGACCCAAUACAAACUUUUCUGAUUGCCUUCUA